Molecule: messenger RNA, 780 nt
Organism: Gilbertella persicaria
Lineage: Eukaryota; Fungi; Mucoromycota; Mucoromycetes; Mucorales; Choanephoraceae
Product: rab-GTPase-TBC domain-containing protein
Exons: 7
Coding region: 1-780 (259 amino acids)
Biological process (GO): activation of GTPase activity
Molecular function (GO): GTPase activator activity
Source: RefSeq, a predicted model, not a curated record
AUGCAAUCCACUGAAGGAGAACAAUCUUACUUGAAUGACUUUGAAGACAUCCUACAGUCGGAAGUAUACGUUGAUCUAGAGAGACUAAGAAUAUUAGCAAGACACGGCAUUCCAGACCAACUAAGAGGAGAAGUAUGGAAAUAUUUGCUAGGGAUUCAACAAGCCGAUCGAUCCAAAGAAUUGAGUUCAAGUAAAGCAAGAGUGGAAGAAUACGAGCAAUUAGAUAAGAUUGAUAAAGAUGUGGCUAAAAGGAUUCGAGGCGAAGUAUCUCGAUAUCAAAGGCGCUUUCCUGAAUCCAACCUGGGCAAUCACGUACAGUCUUUUGUGAAUAUCAUAUUGGCUUAUUUGAACAACAAUCGAGAUAUUGAGUAUAACUCAAACCUAAUCUCAUUAUGUGCACCUUUUAUUCAUGUCAUGAACAACGAAUGCGACGCUUAUUUCUGCUUUGAAAAGCUAAUGCAAGCUAUAGAAGAAGUUGACUUGAACGAAUGGUCCACUUCUUGGCUGCAGAGCCUAUUAUCAAAAGAGAUGAGGUUCGAAAAUCUCGUUCGGCUAUGGGACACUUAUUUUGCUAUGUCGGAUCCAUUUAGUUUUCAUCCUUUUAUUUGCUUAUCUAUUCUACAAUGUGUCAAGGAAGCAUUAGAGGAUUUGGAACAGUCAGAGAUUCGAACUAUGCUGCUUCGUUUACCGUUGUUGAAUAUGGAAAUGAUUAUUGCAGAUGCUUAUAACUUUAAGCACGAAACAAUGGCAAGACAAAUAAGUGAGAAUGGCGAAAUUUAA